Penicillium coprophilum is the source of this 2079-nucleotide messenger RNA. RefSeq lists its product as uncharacterized. The record is from RefSeq and is a predicted model, not a curated record. Gene Ontology annotation, molecular function: FAD binding. The transcript has 8 exons. Bases 1 to 2079 code for a protein of 692 amino acids. Lineage: Eukaryota; Fungi; Ascomycota; Eurotiomycetes; Eurotiales; Aspergillaceae.
AUGGAACAGGACCCCGAAGAUGACCGACCUCACUAUGAACUCCCCCUGCGAACCUGGCCAACGCUCUACGAUGGUACCGCCUCCCCACACGGUGUCCCUGAGUGGUGGAAACCAUUGAAUCAAGUAGACGUUCUCAUUUGUGGAGCUGGGCCCAGUGGCUUAGAAGUUGCGCUAAGUCUACUCCGUCAAGGCUUGACUUUUCGAAUUAUCGACAAAGCGCCCACCCCUCUGAUUGCAGGUCGCGCCGACGGCGUUCAGCCUCGCUUCCUCGAGACUCUCUCAUCCUGGGGUUUAGCCAGCGAGGUGCAAGAAGAAGGCCCACUCAUUGAACGCACGGCGAUCUAUUUCAACGGCCAAUUGUUGCAUCAUGGGCGAUCUCACCAGUCCGACUCACGCUAUCGCGGCUUACACAUUAUCACUCAAGGCCAGAUCGAACGCAUUUACAUCCGAGAUCUUCUUCGACACAAGAUGCUCGUAGAAAGAAAUACCACGCUCAAGGAGUUCCAUGUUGACCAGAGUCAGAGCUCUGACUUGUCGCCCGAGUCAUAUCCAAUCCAUGGUAUAAUUGAAAAUGGUAUCACAGGGCAGCAGGAAACGAUUAGAGCAAAGUUCCUGGUGGGCAGUGAUGGAGGGGCUAGUUCUAUUCGAAAGCGGCUUGGUAUCCCUUUUGAUGGCAUGAGCACUGACUUGUAUUGGGGAAUCAUGGAUUGUGUCUUUGAGACGGACUAUCCACAUGCUUGGAUAUUUGGCUCUGUUGUCAGCUCUGAACAUGGCGGAUGUGUGAUCAUACCGAGAGAAAAUGGUCUCAUCCGGCUCUACACGCAGCUCGACACCUCCCAACAUGGCCCUCUCGCAGCUUCACGGCAAGCGAUAGAUCCCGAAGUCGCCGAAUCUGGAGGUCAGAUUGAUGUCGAGUCAAUUACUCCUGAUGAGGUAUUGGAACAAGCCAACAGAAUAUUUGCGCCUUACAAGCUGAAAUUCGGAGCGCCACUGAGUUGGUUCGCCGUGUGGAAAAUCAGUGAGCGUGUUGCACGCUCAUUCUCCUCUGAUGAUCUCAGAGUUCAUCUAGUUGGUGAUUCAGCUGUGAUGGGAGCGUUUGGCCUCAACGCGUCUAUUUUGGAUGCUGCCAAUCUUGCCUGGAAAAUUGGACUUUGCGUGUCCCAAGACGCCGCAAUGGAGAAGCUGCUGCCCACAUAUGACCGUGAACGCCGACUGCACGCCAACAGGGUCAUCCAAGUGUCAGGGAAAUAUCUUCGAUUUGUUUGUAGCUCACCAUUGCCAACAGCCAACCUGUACGAAAUCGGAGCGGCUCUUGGUCAUGAAACGAUUGAGGGACUUUUCUCGACAGAGGACAAAGAAGCCGCCACCACGAACGGCUCAGGACCUUCUGAUCACAGUGGUAGCAUUUAUGAGGCAAACUCACGGUAUGCUAGCUCUAUGUCUCCCGCUGAGGCGAAGGCGUUUCUGGGAGACUUCUUCUCGCGACACGGACCAUUCCUUUUGGGCGUUGACGCCGCUUAUGGGUGGAAUUGUAUCAGCCCUCCUACAAGAGACGUUGUUCCUCAAUCUCGACCUCCGAUUGCGGUCAAGAAUGGGGUGCGCGCACCUAAUCCUCGGUUGUGUUUUGACGCAGCCCAUACAGGAUAUCUAUAUGAUCAUCUUACGGGGACCAAUCGUUUCCACCUUGUGCUCUUUGUGUCUGACCUACUGGGCCCUGUCAGAGAGAAAAUAUGUCGUUUCUCAAGCAUGCUGGCAGCUGACGCCCCACUUAACUUCUACGCCCGGUAUGGUGGGCCUCGGCGUUUCAAUAUUGUAGUUGUCGCGAAAGGAACUCCAUUUGAAGUGGAAGAAAGAUUGCAGGGUGACGACCUGUGUGCUCUUGGUGAGAACGCAACCUUCCUGUUCGAUGACCGUACUCCAGAUGAAGAUGCUCAUAGCACCUAUGGAGUGAACCACCGCACAGGUGCUGUGGUGGUGAUCCGCCCAGAUUUGUGGGUUGGGAUGAGUGGCAUGCCCGAUGAUCUUGACUUGCUGAAUGAUUACUUCGCUGGCUUUUUGACCACGCGUGUCUCGGAAUGA